AUGGGACCGCCACAAAGGUCAUUCAAGAAGGGUAGUGGCUCAGGUUAUCAGAGUGGUUCAAGGUGGAACAAUAACAAUAACAAUAACAACAAUAAUAACAAUAAUAAUAAUAAUAAUAACUAUAAUAGGAAUGCAAACAAAUAUAGAGGAGCAAGAUCGGAUAAUGCAGAUGAUGAUAGUGAUGAUGAUCGUAAGGACAAGGAUCAAUUCGACUUUAGUGACGUUGGUGCAAUGGACACUGCCACUACAUCUGGAAACAACGACGACGAAGACAAGAAUGAGAGGCAGAACUUCCAUCCACUGAGAGUUGGUUGGUUGUUAAACAUGAAGCCGAGCUCAACAAAGGAUAAAGAGAAAGGAGUGGACAGAGCAAGUCUGGAGCUAUUCUUCAUUCAAGAUGAUGCUACAUCGUUCAGGGCAUGGAUAACAUACAAUCCAUACUUCUAUAUCUAUGUCAAGGACAAUCAUCACACCGAAGUCGAGACCUACCUCAAGCGAAGAUACGAGGGCAAGAUAACAACCAUCGAGACCGUUGACAAGGAAGACUUGGAUCUGGAGAACCAUCUGUCUGGCAUCAAGAGGAAGUAUUUAAAGAUCAACUUCUUCAAUGUACAGAUGCUGUUGGAGGUUAGGAGCGAUAUUAUGCCAGUGAUCAAGAGGAAUCAACUCAAGGCAUCGACUAGCGAGGCAUAUGAAGACCCAUUUGCAAAGUACUCAAUCACUUCGACAACAUCGCGCAAGACAACAAAGAUGGCCACAGAGUAUAUACUGGAUAUCAGAGAGUACGACGUGACCUACUACCAGAGAGCAGCCAUCGACUUGGACAUUAGAGUCGGUAUGUGGUAUGAGGUGAAGCGCGAGAUGCCAACGAUGCCCACAACUGUGCACCGCAUCUUGGACCGCGAGGAGCGUCCCGAUCCCAAGGUGUUUGCGUUCGAUAUUGAGACUACGCAUCUUCCUCAAAAGUUCCCCGACGCCAAUAUCGACUCGAUCAUGAUGAUAUCCUACAUGCUCGAUCGCCAGGGAUUCCUCAUUGUCAAUCGAGACAUUGUGGCGGCCGACAUCCAGGACUUUGAGUACACGCCCAAGCCCGAGUACGAGGGUCCCUUCACCGUGUUCAACGAGCCAGACGAGGCGGCACUGCUGCGUCGCUUCUUUGAGCACAUCCGAGAGCUACGUCCGCACAUAUUCGUCACGUACCACGGUGACGGUUUUGACUGGCCGUUUGUAGACGCCCGCGCCAAGCAUCACGGCUUUGACCUGUACCGCGAGAUUGGCUUCAGACUGGUCAAUGACGAUGAGUACCGUGGCCGGUCGGCCGUGCACAUGGACGCCUUCUGCUGGGUCAAGCGUGACUCGUACCUGCCACACGGCUCACAUCGUCUGAAAGAGGUCGUCAGGAAGAAGCUGCGGUACAAUCCACUGGAGCUCGACCCCGAGGAGAUGGUGCGCUCUGCACGCGAAGACCCUGAGCGCCUGGCCAACUACUCAGUGUCUGAUGCCGUGGCCACUUACUAUCUCUACAUGACCUACAUCCAUCCGUUCAUCUUCUCGCUGUGCACAAUCAUUCCGCUCAACCCCGACGAUGUGCUACGCAAGGGCUCCGGCUCGCUGUGCGAGGCCUUGCUCAUGAGCCAAGCCUACAGAGUCAACGUCAUCUUCCCAAACAAGCAUCUAGAGGACAAGCGCAAGCAUUACAAGGGUCAUCUCAUAGAGUCAGAGACAUACGUUGGUGGACACGUCGAGUGUCUCGAGUCUGGCGUGUUCCGCCAUGACAUCCCCACGCACUUUGAUCUCAAUAAGGAGGCGCUGCAAACACACAUUGACAACGUGGACACGAUCAUUCUGCAGGCUAUGAGCGAGUGUGGAUACUCAACAUCGGACGAGGCCUCGGCCGUGGCCAACUACCAGGAGAUCAAGGACGACAUUAUUAGACGAUUGAGUUCGCUAAGGGAUCAGCCCAAGCAACAGAGCAAGCCACUCAUCUACCAUUUGGAUGUCAGUGCGAUGUAUCCCAACAUUAUCUUGACCAACCGUUUGCAGCCAACCUCCAUCGUCAACGAGGAGAUCUGUGCCACCUGUACAUUCAACAAGCCCGAGAACAAGUGUCAGAGGACACUCAACUGGGAGUGGAGAGGUGACUACUCGCCAUCCAACUACUCAGAGUAUCGACUCAUUCUUCAACAACUAGAGUCUGAGAGAUUUGGACCUGAACAAACGUCCUUUACGGAGUUGCCAGAGGAAGAGCAGAAUGAGCAUUUGAGGAAGAGACUCAAGGACUACUCAAAGAAGGUCUACAAGAAGACUCAUAUUGUAUCCAAUGAGAUCAAGUCGGAUACAGUGUGCAUGAGAGAGAACUCAUUCUAUGUGGACACGGUCAAACAGUUCCGUGACAGAAGAUACGUGUACAAGGACUUGCACAGUCAGUGGAAGGGCCACUACGAUCAGGCCCAGAAAGGCCAGGGUCAGUACGACUCGACCAAAUGCCAGAACAUGGUGAUCAUGUACGAGUCGAUGCAGUUGGCACACAAGUGUAUUCUCAACUCCUUCUACGGAUAUGUGAUGCGCAAGGGCUCUCGAUGGUACUCCAUGCAGAUGGCCGGUAUCGUCACCCACACUGGCAGCAACAUCAUCAAGAAUGCCCGAGAGUCUGUCGAGCAGCUCGGUCGUCCGCUGGAGCUGGACACUGAUGGUAUCUGGUGUAUCCUGCCCGACAAGUUCCCCGAGGAGUACGCGCUAAAGAGCGCCGCCACGGGCAAAACGAGGAAGUUCAACUUCCUCAACGCGCUGCUCAACUCCAAGGUGAAGGCGUCGUUUGCCAAUCAUCAGUACCAAGAAUAUGAUGCCGAGCGCGGCGUGUACGUCACACGCGAGGAGUGCUCUAUCCAGUUCGAGUCGGACGGUCCCUACGGCUGCAUGUUCAUCCCAACGGGCAAAGAGAAGGACGUCAAGCUCAAGAAGCGUUACGCCGUGUUUAACAAGCAGGGCGGCGUUCAGGAGCUCAAGGGCUUUGAGAUCAAGCGUCGUGGUGAGCUGGAGCUGAUCAAGUCCUUCCAGACUGAGCUUUUCCAGAACUUUAACGAGGGUUCCACCAUGGAGGAGUGCUACCACGCCAUUGCAUCUGUGGCCAAUCAUUGGUUGGACGUGCUGGACUCGCACGCAGAGGGCUACGAGGACCGCGAGUUGAUCAGACUGAUCACCGAGUCGAGCAAGAUGAGCAAACGUCUCAGUGAGUACGAUAAACAAAAGAGCACGGCCAUUGGAACGGCCUUGAAGCUGGCCGAGUUCCUGGGCGCCGACAUUGUCAAGGAGGCCGGUCUGCAGUGCCAGUACAUCAUUGCCAACAAGCCCGCAGGCGCGCCAGUCACCGAGCGUACCAUCCCCACAGAGAUCUUUGCCGCCGACGAGGACGUACGAAUCAUGUUCCUCCGAAAGUGGACCAAGGGCAAGGAGGCCACUCUGCGUGACAUUAUCGACUGGGACUACUACCGCCAACGUCUGUCUGGUGUGAUCCAGAAGAUGAUCACGCUGCCCGCCGCACUCCAGAACAUCAGCAACCCCGUGCCACGAGUGCCACAUCCACAGUGGAUCAUCAAGGAGUUGAACAAACAGAACGAGACCAAGCAGCAGUCACACAUCACCACCUUCUUUGACAAGCUCAACAACAAGGCCGACGACGGUGGUGCAGGCAGUCGCGACAUUGAGGACCUCUUUGAGAGCCGCUUCCAGGCCAAGUCCAAUGGCGUGCCUAUGUUCACCAAGCACAAGAGACUCGCCGAUGGAUCCGGAUCAGGCGGCAAAGACUCCAAGAAGAAGAGAUCGUCAACGAGGAAUGGCCAGGAGGAGAAGUUGGUCGGCGAGUGUCCAGCCUAUGAUGACGACCCUGAGCUCUGGCUCAAGCAUCACAAGGUGAUAUGGAGGACACUUCGGGCCAAGCUAAAGGCAAAGAGGGCAGGACAGGACAAUGAUGACCGCCACCAUCACCCCACAAGCAAGGCCGCACAGCCAUCCGCCGGCAUGCCCGGUUUCAAUGGAUUCUUCUCGUCGCAGAGCGAGUCGAUCAAGAAGGGACUGUGGCACAUUAUAUCGAUCGAUCAGACCAAUGUGCCCGGCUACUAUACAUUCUGGUCGUUGAUUGGCGAUCAGAUCAUCCCGAUCAAGGUGGAGAUACAACGCAAGUUCCUUCUCAACAGCUUCCAGCGAGACCCUUAUGGCAGCGGCCAGAUGGAGCUCUCGCUCGGCACGCUACCACGCUCCAAGCCCAGACUAUUCCUCUCGAGCCACACAAUGCCCGAGCAAGACUACAUCAAGAACGCCAAGGAGCUGAGCACGCUCUUCACACAGCCACAGAUCGAGGGUGUCUACGAGACACACGUUCCACUGGACAUCUCGGCCAUCAUACAGGUGGGUGCCAUGGCCAGUCUGAAGAGGUCAGCCAAGCAGACCAAGAGUGGUCGAUACCUCCUCGAGGACAUCCAACCCUACGGCUCAGACAGGUCUACCAGCUAUCUGGCCGAGGCCAACUUCCACCAGAUCUAUCUGUACCACAACAGCAAGGAUGGCAGAGAUGGUGUGUUUGCCCUGAUCAGAACACGCGACAACACUGGCACCAUCAUCCUGGCCAACCCCUACCAGCAACAGAGCAGCACAUCGUCCACAGCACAGCGUCUAUUGGCGCCACUCAAGGAGAAGUAUCCUGACAUCACGUUCCAUCUUGAGAUCGAGCCAUCAAUGGAGAAGGCCAGGCGACAGGUGAACCAUCUGCUGCAAGAGUAUCAAUCAUCGUUGAGCCGCGCCACCUCCAUCUUGCUCACACAGGUGGUCAACAUUGGCGAUCUGAUGCACGACAUACCAAUGCUGCGCGAGUUUGCCAAGUUCCAGAUGGUGUCCCACGAGCUGGACGCACAGUACUCCCCAUUCAACUGGGAGGUACAUUGUCUCAAGCCACUGAUCACACGAUACGCCGAGGUGGCCUCCUACUGGAAGUACUUUAUGGGUCUGGCUCGCUACUCUAACAUCCCCAUCGGCAACCUCAACGGUGACUACGCCUCAUUGGUGUCGGACAUUUCAUACUCUAGAGUGCUGCGAGAGAAGAACCAUCUGCUCUGGAUGUCACCCUCCAACUGCCCCGACCUGGGUGGCUCUGAGGAAGACGACGCCAAGUUCCACGAGGAGCUCGGCAAGAUGGAGAUCAACCAACCCGACUGCUACAACACCGUGUGCUUUGAGCUGGAUAUUGCGGGCCUCGCCGUGAACACCAUCCUCGAGUCUGCGCAUCUGGCCAACAUUGAAGGAAUCAUUGGCGGCGAGCUCAACAGCGGCGACGCCACGCUCAACUUUGAAACGCCCGGCGCACAGACAUCAACGACAUCAUCGGCAUCUGGCGUCACAACAUCGUCUGAUGCGGCCGUUCGAACGGCAAUGGAGCACUUGGCCUCAUGUGACAAGGAGUUUGCCUUGCUGCGCAAGAUUGUGUCGCGCUGGUCGCUCGACCUUGUGAUGGGCAACCGGAAGAACAAUCAAUCGCCAGACUUGCUCCUGACACACUUUUACCGAUGGAUCUCAUCGCCCUACAGUGGCAUGUACGACCCACUGCUACAUCGCACACUGCACGGACUGAUGCGCAAGGUGUUCCUGCAGCUGGUGUUUGAGUUUAGGAAGCUAGGCUCCAAGAUCAUCUAUGGCAGCUUCAACAAGAUCAUCGUAUGCUCGCAAAAGACAUCAAUCGACGACGCCAGACAGUACUGCAACUACGUGAUCUCGGUCAUCAAGAAGAAGGAGCUGUUCUCGUGGCUCACCAUCAAGCCCAGUCGCUUCUGGCACAACCUGCUCUGGAUGGACAUCUCCAACUAUGGAGGAAUAUGCCAUCAGCUCACUGGAGGCAACGCGAACCAACAGCAGCAGUCCAGCUCCACCUCUCCAGAUGUGAACAACGCAAUCGAUGGCACACUGGUUUCACAUUGGAACAUCUCCAAGUUCCUCCCACAGUCAAUUCAGAGCUCAUUCAUAUUGGUCAUCACUGACUUUAUCCACAAGCUCUACCUUCACAAAGAGAGGAACAGGAUACAGGACGUGAUGAAUGGUGGCAGUGGUGAUGUGGUCGACAGCACCAACAGCAAUGUAGACGACAACAACGACAAGUCCAAGAAAGGUGACAAGAGUAUAGACCUAACAGUCAGCAGCAAUUGGACUGAGGAGGAGGACAAGCCUCAAUCACACAAGUGGUCACAAGUGGUGGACAGCAAUCGUAUCGUACAGAUACUUCAAGGCCUGAAGUACUCUGAGCUGAAGGAUGAGUUCCCUCAGCUGCCUGGCAGCCAUCUCACAUUCACCAAUCCUGCACUGGAGUUUGUAAAGUCAGUGUGUCACGUGCUGUCAUUGGACAAGUCGAUGCAGGACCAGGUGCACCGUCUGCGAAAGAACCUCAUGAAGAUCAUCAACGUGCGAGAGUUCUCUGAGGAGGCUCGCUUCAAGGAUCCAUGUCUUUCCUAUGUGCUGCCGGACCUCAUCUGCUCGCAUUGCUACCUGUGUCGUGACUACGACCUCCUCAAGGAAGAGACCCAAGACUCUAAGAUCCUUUGCGAGAAGUGUGGCAAUCAAUACAACAAGACAUUGAUCGAGCUGACUCUGGUGGAGACCAUCCAAAGACGAUCGAUAGCCUACCACAUGCAAGACCUAAAGUGUGGCAAGUGUGGACAGAUCAAGACAGAUAAUCUCAGCGAGACAUGUCCAACAUGUUCAGGACAAUACCAAUGCCGUGAGGAGUCAGAUCUAAAGGUAUUCGCCAGCAUAGCCAAGUACUACAAAUUUGAAUGGUUGCAAGAGUUUGUAGCAUCACUCUCCAAAUAA
This is a messenger RNA of Acytostelium subglobosum LB1, 6849 nucleotides long. RefSeq lists its product as hypothetical. The record is from RefSeq and is a predicted model, not a curated record. The transcript is spliced from 6 exons. Gene Ontology annotation, molecular function: nucleotide binding; zinc ion binding; single-stranded DNA 3'-5' DNA exonuclease activity. NCBI's taxonomy places the organism in Eukaryota, Evosea, Eumycetozoa, Acytosteliales, Acytosteliaceae. Gene Ontology annotation, cellular component: nucleus; epsilon DNA polymerase complex. Gene Ontology annotation, biological process: DNA replication; nucleotide-excision repair, DNA gap filling; mitotic cell cycle. The coding region runs from base 1 to 6849 and encodes 2282 amino acids.